Papilio machaon (common yellow swallowtail) is the source of this 1900-nucleotide messenger RNA. Its product is annotated as glucose dehydrogenase [FAD, quinone]. NCBI's taxonomy places the organism in Eukaryota, Metazoa, Arthropoda, Insecta, Lepidoptera, Papilionidae. The transcript is spliced from 3 exons. The record is from RefSeq and is a predicted model, not a curated record. The coding region runs from base 100 to 1890 and encodes 596 amino acids. Gene Ontology annotation, molecular function: ecdysone oxidase activity; flavin adenine dinucleotide binding.
GUUUUUUAGUUUUUUUAAAGUUAUAUUAUGACAAUCAGUGGAAAUUAUUGAAUUACAAAUAUGUGUUAACGUUUUAACAUGUGAGGUUACAUUGAAGAUAUGUGGUUUCCAUAUUAUUUACAAUUUCUUAUUUACUCUUUAGGAGUAAAUGUAUUUUUAUUUUUCAUCAGUAUUAUUUACUACAACGAUGUAUUACUAUCUAGUUACAAUGUAAAUUUGCAAGAAGAAUACGAUUAUAUUAUCGUUGGUGCUGGAACAGCUGGGUCCCUGAUUGCUCAUAGAAUAGCAACAGAAACAAAUUUCACAUUUGUGGUCUUGGAGGCUGGUGGUAGGAGCUAUCCAUUGCUCGAAAUUCCUUUCAUUGGACCACUCUUACAUGGUUCAAUUUAUGAUUGGCAGUAUGAAACCACAUCUCAGGAACAUGCUUGUUUUGCUAUGGUUGAUAAGAAAUGCAAAUUAACUCAAGGUAAAAUUUUCGGUGGAUCAUCAAAAUUAAACAACAUGAUUCAUGUGCGUGGUAACAUUUCACAUUAUGUAAAAUGGUUCCAUGGUAAAUAUAAUGAAGAUUAUUUCAAACGGCAUUUAGAAUACAUAGAAGAGAACAUUUUCCAUCUCAACAACAUACAAUACCAAAGUGAAUUAGUUGAUGCUAUAUUAGAUGCGGCCAAUGAACUAGGAUAUAAAGAAUUUGGCCAAAAUUUCAGAUCAAACUUUCAAAAGAGUAAAGUCACACAAAAAGAUGGUAAAAGAUGGACAACUUCAGACAAAGAUAUAAACAAAUAUGUAGUUACUAAUGCUUUAGUGGAAAACGUUCUCAUUACUGAUAGUAUUGGUUAUGGAGUUAGUGUACACAUUUCAGAUAAAAUUCAUAAAAUAUUUGCAAGGAAAGGUGUUAUUUUGUCCGCUGGAACAUUAAAUACGCCUAAAAUUCUCCAAUUGUCUGGCAUUGGACCUUCUGAAUUACUUAAAGCAUUAAAGAUUCCUGUAAUACAAGAUUUACCUGUAGGUAAAAAUUUACAAGAUCAUAUUGGUUCCGGAUUAGAUUUGAUAUUAUUUAAUCAAACAUUAUCUAUUAAUGCUGCGAAUAUGUUGAACCCUUUAAAUUUAUUUUAUUACUUACAAGGCAAAGGAGCAUGGACAACUCCCGGUUGUGAAGUAAUAGGUUUUUAUUCUACCAAAAAUUCAACAAACCCUAAUGUUCAGGUUAUGAUUCUUCCUGUAGGUAUUGCUUCAGAUAGAGGUAGUCAUUUAAGAAAAUCUUUAAGUAUUACUGAUGAAAUAUGGCAUAAAUAUUUUACUAAAUCUUUCGAUAAACACACAUCGUCAGUUUUUACCACAAUUUUACAUCCUAAAAGCAAAGGCACUGUUUAUAUUAAGAGUAAGAACCCAAUAAUACCUCCUUUAGUUAAUACUAGAUAUUUAAGUGAGAAAGAAGAUGUUGAUACUCUAAUUGCAGGAAUAAAAAUAGCAGUUAAACUAAUUAGGAGUGAUUCCUUAAGAAAUAUAGGAGCUCAAUUAAAUACAAAUCCUUUUCCUGGAUGUAGCCAAUAUAAAUUCUUUUCUGAUAGGUAUCUACAAUGCUACAUUCGACAUUUAACCUUAACUAGUUACCAUUAUGUAGGAACGUGCAGCAUGGGUUUGCCAGAAUCAAAAAAAUCAGUUGUUGAUACGUCAUUUAAAGUAUUAAAUGUCAAAAAUCUAUAUGUUGUCGAUGGUUCAGUGUUGCCAACAUUACCAAGUGGCAAUAUAAAUGCAGCUAUAGCAAUGAUGGCUAAUAUUUUCUUUGAAACAAAUGUAAAACGAUUACCUCGUAAUAUACACAGUUCUUUUCAAUGUCAUAAGUAUAAUAAAUUACAUGAUUAUUUAUUUAAAGUAUGCAGCCUUGAUUAGGCAGCGAUAG